Messenger RNA from Corythoichthys intestinalis (scribbled pipefish), 2161 nucleotides. RefSeq names its product nuclear receptor subfamily 5, group A, member 5 (gene nr5a5). Gene Ontology annotation, cellular component: RNA polymerase II transcription regulator complex. The record is from RefSeq and is a predicted model, not a curated record. Gene Ontology annotation, molecular function: RNA polymerase II cis-regulatory region sequence-specific DNA binding; nuclear receptor activity; zinc ion binding. Gene Ontology annotation, biological process: hormone-mediated signaling pathway; regulation of transcription by RNA polymerase II; tissue development. Bases 130 to 1716 code for a protein of 528 amino acids. The transcript is spliced from 7 exons. Lineage: Eukaryota; Metazoa; Chordata; Actinopteri; Syngnathiformes; Syngnathidae.
GUCCGCAUGUGGCCGUCAAACAGUUGUCAGUCCACCGGCUUCCCGCAGUGUGCGUCCGCUCCCCCUUGUACCUGAGACUAUGAAGACCUGACCUGUCCCAACCGUGGACAUGUUGGACCUAUAGACAGUAUGGAUAUUCCUGAACAAUUCCAUGAGCAGCAGGAACAGCGGCAGCAGGCUUUAGGACUUCAGACGGACAACCACCAUGAAGACAUCUUUCCAUUAGAAGGAGCUUCAACGUCUCUAGAACUCAGGAGGGAUGCGGACGCGCCGCCCGAGUCUGGCCAGGGCUGUCCCGUAUGCGGUGACAAAAUAUCGGGGUACCACUACGGCCUUCUCACCUGUGAGAGCUGCAAGGGCUUCUUCAAACGCUCGGUGCAGAACGACAAACGCUACACCUGCGCGGAGGCGCAGAGCUGCCCUAUGAACGUUGCGCAGAGGAAGCGCUGUCCUUUUUGCCGUUUCCAGAAGUGUCUGGCGGUGGGCAUGAAAAAAGAAGCGGUGAGAGCCGACCGCAUGAGAGGCGGACGGAACAAGUUUGGGCCUUUCUACCGGCUGAUGAAAGAACAAAAAGUUUAUCCCCAGUCAAACACCGACCCCUAUAGGGACAAAAUGGAAACGGCGCAAAGGCUCUGGCCUGCCGCCACUAAUUACUGUCCGCUUAUGUGCAACCACAUGAGCACCACCCACUCUCAGAAUGCUUUCCAUCCGUCGCCAGUGUAUCCAUCUGGAACGGCGUUCUUGCCUUCAGACGAUAGGGUGGUCCCUCCGCUGCCGUUUCCCCACGCCGGAACGCAUCACCAAGCGUUCCCCGGUUACCACCCGGAGGAAAUGCCAACGCCCCUGAGCUCUGGUCCUCACUACCAACCCUUGCACAGAACCCCAAGCAGCCCCUACAUGUUAAGAACGCCCUCGCCGUGCUCGAGCAUCCCGCCCACGCCGCCGCCUUCAGGCCCGCUCGGUUCCCCGGCAGCCUGCGCCGCGCACUCGUCAUCCGAUUUUCUGGCUCAGCUCCUGGAAGGGGAGCCGGACGAGAGCCAGCUGUGCGCCAAAGUGGUGGCCAGUCUGCAGAGGGAACAGGCCAACCGGGGUAAACACGACUGCCUCAACACGUUCAGCAUCAUGUGCAAAAUGGCCGACCAGACCCUCUUCGGUCUGGUGGAGUGGGCCAGGAACAGCUCGCUUUUCAAGGAGCUCAAGGUAGAGGACCAGAUGGUUCUCCUGCAGAGUUGCUGGAGUGAGCUACUGGUCCUGGACCACCUCUGCAGACAGGUAACCUAUGGAAAACAGGGUUGCAUAUACCUGGUCAUGGGACAGCAGAUCGAGAUGUCAACAAUCAUAUCUCAGGCGGGAGCCAAACUGAGCAGUUUGGUCACCAGGACGCAAGAUUUGGUGUCGAAACUGAAGGCGCUACAGUUUGACAGGCAUGAGUUUGUCUGUCUCAAAUAUUUGGUGCUUUUUAACCCUGAUGUGAAGUCGGUGCAGAGUCGGCGGCAAGUGGAGCACACGCAGGAGAGAGUGAACCGGGCGUUGAUGGAGCACACCCAGCGGACUCACCCGGGACACUCGGACAAAUUCGGCCAAUUGCUACUGAGGUUGCCCGAAGUCCGCAGCAUCAGUCUGCAGGUGGAGGAAUAUUUAUACCAGCGCCACCUUCUGGGCGAUCUGCCCUGUAACUCUCUUCUCACCGAGAUGCUGCACACCAAACACAGUUAAUAAAAAAAUUGCAAAAAUCUGACGUUUACAUGGAAACCACAUCAACCUGCUGCUGCAAUGUAAAAACAAACAAAAAAUGUAAAUAAAAACAGAAUUCCAACAAGCAUGAGACAACAAAGUGUGCAAAUGAUUUAAAAAUGAUUUUUAUUCUGGUCCUGAUGCCAAGGAGAGUCAAUGAAGGAAAUAAACAUACACAUACUGGCACAGAUUUGAUGACAGAAAAAAAUAUAAUAAACACAUAACGACAGCGAUGGGAGGAGGGGAGUACUACCUGAACCGACAAAAAUUAGUAGAACCUGAAAUUAAACAUCAAAUGUAAAGCAAACUAAAUAAAUAGACCCCCUUGGGUGGCAGAUUUUAGGGGGAGGAUUGCACAGAAUCAAAAUAAAGUUAUUGCAUAACCACAUACUACUCUUGAUAAAUAAAUACACAUCCAUAGUCCAUG